Danaus chrysippus (African queen) is the source of this 1512-nucleotide messenger RNA. Lineage: Eukaryota; Metazoa; Arthropoda; Insecta; Lepidoptera; Nymphalidae. The record is from the annotation of a GenBank genome assembly.
AUGCAUAAUACUCAUUGUUGGACGGCAGAAGAUUUCCCACCGGUUGAACCAAGUGAGGAUCAUAUAGUAUUAUAUAGAAUACACAAUGGGGAGUACAUUCCAAAUAUCGGAGAAGAUAAAUGGGACAAGGACCAUGUGAAAAUGCCAUGUUCUGAUAGAAAUAUUAGCAAGGAGAUGAAUGAAACUAAACAAUGGGACGUCAUAGCAAAAGCUUUGUCUCAAAAAAUAAAAAAUUCCGAGGAUUUAGCAUCCGCGAUACUCACUUAUCAGACACAGUUCAAGGAUAUUUGGAAGUUUAAAGCUAUGCACAGGUUUUUUAACGAGUAUUGGGAUAAAAAGGACAGUGAAUAUUUCUUCGAGAACACAUUACCUAAAGUUGCGCGUUUAGCUUUAGAUUUACCGGAGUUAAUCAAAUCGCCUAUACCGUUACUCAAACAAGGAUGUAACAAAUCGAUAUCGUUUACGCAGUUGCAACUUGCUAGUUUGCUCGCAAACGCAUUCUUUUGUACAUUUCCUGAAAGGAAUAAUAAGAGAAAGGAUUCAGAAUACAAAACAUAUCCUCCGGUAAAUUUUAACGUAUUAUACGACGGCGGUGGACCAAAAGUAAUGGAGAAAUUUAAAUUUAUCUGUCAUUAUUUUAAAAGAGUUUGCGAAGUAAAUCCAACCGGAGUUGUAACAUUUUCUCGUCGCUACAUUCCUAUAGACAAAUGUCCCGAUUGGUCACGCGUUACCCUUCCCAUGUCAACAGUGCCCCUUCAUGUAGACGAUAGCAAACUUAUUGAAGACGCCACAUACUGGAUACAAAUGGAUUUCGCCAAUAAGUAUAUAGGUGGCGGCGUUCUUCGUCGUGGGGCUGUACAAGAGGAAAUUAGGUUUGUAUCGAACCCUGAACUCAUGGUGUCAUUAUUGUUCACUGAGGUCUUGGGACCCACUGAAGCCGUCAUGAUUAUAGGUACAGAACGUUAUAGUACGCACACUGGUUAUAGCUCCACUAUCAAAUGGGCUGGAAAUUAUAUAGAUGAGACCCCCACAGACUCGUCUGCCAGACGGCAGUGUGCGAUAUUAGCGUUGGACGCUAGAAGAUUCCCUAAACCUGACGAACAGUAUUGUAAGGAAAUGAUAGACAGAGAAUUGAAUAAGGCAUAUGUUGGAUUUUCAUUUUAUUCAAAGGCCGGAGGAUUGAGUUACCCCGGAGUAGCAACUGGCAACUGGGGUUGUGGGGCUUUUGGUGGUUCGGCAAAACUGAAAUCUCUAUUACAAAUCAUGGCCUGUGUUAAAGCCGGCAGAUCAAUUUCAUAUUUUACAUUUAAUGAUGCAACAUUAAAAAAUAAUAUAGAACAUAUGUAUGAGUAUCUUAGAACAAAUAAUGUGACAGUUGGUGAUCUAUAUAAAUGCUUGAUGGAUUUCUGUGAAUCUGAGGAUCAUGUUAGUGUAUUUGUUAACUUAUAUGAAAACAUAGAGAACUAUUUCAAGGAACAAACAAGUCUGGAUGGCAAUCUACCGAAGAGAUAA